This is a messenger RNA of Mytilus californianus (California mussel), 596 nucleotides long. Its product is annotated as perlucin-like protein. The record is from RefSeq and is a predicted model, not a curated record. NCBI's taxonomy places the organism in Eukaryota, Metazoa, Mollusca, Bivalvia, Mytilida, Mytilidae. The coding region runs from base 74 to 547 and encodes 157 amino acids. The transcript is spliced from 5 exons.
UUCUAAUGUUUAAAUUAUCGAUACGACUACACACAUUUUAUUUGAAUUAUUAAUUUUCAACAUUGAUACUACGAUGGUUGUUUGUAUUUGCCAAUGGAUAAUUGUUGUUGGCCUGCUCAAUAUUUGUUUUAUAGAUGGUCACAAUGACCACAUGUGGGUGAAAUAUCGAAACAAGGACUUUAUGCUAGUCCAUCAAAAAAUGACAUGGAUGGAAGCUCAGAGUGUAUGUUAUUCACUUGGCGGCUUUCUUGCAACUGUAUCGAAUUCUGAUGACAUGAAGUUUAUCAAGUCAAUGACAAGCGUAUACCCUAACACGGUUUGGUUGGGCGGUACAGACAUGUUUGCGGAAGGAAGAUGGGUUUGGAUAGAGAAUUUAGAGCCAAUAUCAUAUAACCACUGGUAUAUGGGUAGUCAUCAACCAGCCGGAGCAUCGGCAGAGAAUUGUUUGAUUUGGCAUAACAGUAAUGGAUAUUUUUGGCAUGAUGUUACCUGCAAGUCUAACUACAAAUUUGUUUGUCAGCGUUAUACAAAGAGGAAAGAACAAUGAACAGUGAAGAAAUAUUUUAUUAUAGGAUUCAAAUAAAAUAGAAGAAUAA